Molecule: messenger RNA, 591 nt
Organism: Rhea pennata
Lineage: Eukaryota; Metazoa; Chordata; Aves; Rheiformes; Rheidae
Gene: VMO1
Product: vitelline membrane outer layer 1 homolog
Exons: 3
Coding region: 1-591 (196 amino acids)
Source: RefSeq, a predicted model, not a curated record
AUGUUGCUGCUCGUGGGGCUCGCCAGCACUGCGAAGGGGAGGCAGGAGCCAGGCCAGGGCCCGCACGCUGCCUCCAUCAUCACGGUGCCCAACGGGGGACCCUGGGGAGACUGGGCCUGGCUGGAGAUGUGCCCCGAAGGGUCCUAUGCUGGUGGCAUCAGCUUCAAGGUGGAGCCGCUGCAGGGAGCCGUGGUGGACGACACGGCGCUGAAUGGUGUGCGGCUGCACUGCUUGCCCCGGGGGGCUCGUGGUGAUGGCUCCGUGGUGGAGUCGCAGAGUGGCAGAUGGGGCCGCUGGUCAGAGCCCCGCUGGUGCCCCCACCGAGGACGCCUGGUGGGGUUUGCGCUGCGGGUCCAAGCACCCCAGCACAGGCUCCUGAGCGACGAGGUGGCUGCCACAAAUGCCCGUUUUGCCUGCUCUGAUGGGCCGGUCCUGGAGGGGCCAGGGCCUGACCAGGGCGAGUGGGGCAGCUGGAGCCCCUUGUGCCCCUGGGCUGUGUGUGGCAUCCAGACACGGCAGGAGCCUCCGCGGGGGCUGAAGAGGGAUGACACAGCCCUGAAUGAUCUGCGUCUCUUCUGCUGCAAGGGGUGA